This is a messenger RNA of Eptesicus fuscus (big brown bat), 1954 nucleotides long. RefSeq names its product tRNA splicing endonuclease subunit 54 (gene TSEN54). Gene Ontology annotation, biological process: tRNA-type intron splice site recognition and cleavage. Gene Ontology annotation, cellular component: tRNA-intron endonuclease complex. The coding region runs from base 22 to 1614 and encodes 530 amino acids. The record is from RefSeq and is a predicted model, not a curated record. The transcript has 11 exons. Lineage: Eukaryota; Metazoa; Chordata; Mammalia; Chiroptera; Vespertilionidae.
GCAGGCGCAGGCGGCGGCCCGAUGGAGCCCGAACCAGAGCCCGCAACUAUCGAGGUGCCUGCGGGGCGCGUGCUCAGUGCCCGGGAGCUCCUCGCCGCCCGCGCGCGGCCUCAGAAGCUGCCCCAGCGCUCGCAUGGCCCCAAGGACUUCCUCCCCGACGGCUCGGAGGCCCAGGCCGAGCGGCUGCGCCUGUGCCGCGCCGAGCUCUGGCAGUUGCUGGCGGAGGAGCGCGUGGAGCGCCUGGGCAGUUUGGUGGCCGCCGAAUGGAGACCGGAGGAGGGGUUCGUGGAGCUGAAGACUCCUGCGGGUAAAUUCUGGCAGACCAUGGGCUUCUCAGAGCAGGGCCGGCAGCGGCUGCACCCCGAGGAGGCGCUGUAUUUGCUGGAGUGUGGCUCCAUCCAGCUCUUCCAUGAAGACCUGCCCUUGUCUAUCCAGGAGGCCUACCAGCUGCUGCUGACGGAGGGCACUGUGACUUUCCUGCAGUAUCAGGUCUUCAGCCACCUGAAGAGACUGGGCUAUGUGGUUCGGCGGUUCCAGCCAAGCUCCAUCCUGUCCCCUUAUGAGAGGCAGCUGAACUUGGACAGCAGGGCCCAGUGCUUGGAGGAUGGGAUUGGCAAGAGGAAGAGGAGCUCCAGCUCUCGGUCCGUUAAUAAGAAGCCCAAGACCCUGGAGAACGCCCUUCAGGGAGUGGAUGGGACACCCGAGAGCCUGGGAACCUCUAUCCCACCUUCCCUCAACCAGGACAGCCGAUGCCCAGAGGAGAAACCCCAGGAGUCGAGCCCUCUAAAGGGCCCAGCGGGCCUCUCUCAGCCUUUGGGCUCCCUGGAGCCCUGCCCUGGCCUGGCCAGGGAGGUGGUGGGAUGCAGCCAGGAAAAUGGCAAAGUGGAGAAUGGGGUCAAGGGGACUCGGAAGCCACGCUGGAACUUUGAGCAGAUCUCCUUCCCCAACAUGGCCGCAGACAGCCGCCACACCCUCCUGCUUGCUCCAGCCCCCGAGCUGCUCCCGGCCAAUGUCGCAGGGCGGGAGACAGAUGCUGAGUCCUGGUGCCAGAAGCUGAACCAGCGGAAGGAGAAGCUGUCCAGACGCGAACGGGAGCAGCAGGCAGAGGCCCAGCACUUGCGGGAGGAUGUGAACGCGGAUCCCGAGGUGCAGCUCUGCUCCAGCUGGCAGGAGUACAAACAGCUGCUGCAGCGACGGCACCUACAGACCGCCCAGAGCCGCCCCCAGCACCUGUGGGGCCAGCAUGUCACCCCCUUGCUGAGUCCCAGCCAGGCAGACUCCCCAGCCGCAGUCCUUCAACGUAUCUCUGUGCUGCAGACGACACACCUUGCUGAUGGGGGUGCCCGGCUGCCGGAGAAGUCUGGGAGCUUGGAGAUCAGCUUUGAUGUUUACCAGGCUGACGCCGUGGCCACCUUCCGGAAGAAUAACCCUGGCAAGCCCUACGCCCGGAUGUGCAUCAGUGGAUUUGAUGAGCCAGUCCCAGACCUCUGCACUCUCAAGCGGCUGUCCUACCAGAGCGGGGAUGUUCCUCUGAUAUUUGCCCUGGUGGAUCAUGGAGACCUCUCCUUCUACAGCUUCAGGGACUUCACACUGCCCAGGGAUCUGGGACACUGACCAGCUCUGGCACGGCCUGGGGCCUGCUUAGGGGGGGUUGGAGGGGCUUGGACUGUCUACUCUCAGGGACCAUCUCAGCUGCCUCCUACACCCUGUAGCUGCAGGGCUAGUCUGGGCCUUGGCCCCGGGUAUCUGAUGCUUGCAGAAGAGCCACGCUGAGCCCCCCACCUGGCUGCUGCAGCGCUUCCAAGCCCCAGGACUGCCGCCCGCCUGCAGUGAUGUCCUUGGAACUCAGCACUGGAUUCUAGAGACCCAGCGAGGUGCGGCAGAGAGAGGACUCUGUGCCUUGAAACGAGAGGGUGCCUGCUUCCUGCGAUAAAGCCAAAAGCCAUAGCCAUUA